GGACCAACGUACUGAAUUUUCGGGUCCUCAUAGACAAGCCCAUCAUCAGUUCAUGUAGUAAUGAUUUUGCUGCCAAGGGCCCACUUAACUCGUGACAAGGACGCGCCACCUCUGCGGGUUGGUUCAAUAUCUAGGCGACAUAAACGAGGUUAAAACUCUUGUCUCCCGUAAUCUUAACUGUUGAUUCUCAACCCACGCAUUACCCUCAGCCGCUGGAUCAAUACGUUACUGAAACGCUCCAAAUAAACGCGUGAACUUAUCACCCAACUCAUCAACCGUGCGUUGACGGUAUAAGUAAAUGGAAGAGUGAGGAUUGAGCAGGCAAAUCUCACUUUUUAAGGGUUUGAAUUGUGUGAAUUGUAUGUGUUUAUGGCAUCUAUGAAUGGUGAGAGUGAAGAACCAAGCAAGGUUUAUCAAAGGAAGUCAUUUAAGAAGAAUGUGAGUUUGCAAAAAGAAAGUGAUGAGUUGGGUGGGAGUGAUUUGAUGAAAAGGCAGAAGCUUUGUGAUGAUGGAGGUGGCAAGUUUGGGUUUUUUGGGGAGGCAAAUCGUGUUACGAUAAGUUUGGCUUUGAAGAGUAAGAAGGAGGUGAGGGAGUGUAGGAGGAAAUUACAAGGUGAGCUCAAUUUGGUUAGGAAUUGGAUGAGUAAAAUUGAGGGGAAAGAGAGUGAGGGGGUGGAUGUUGGUGGUUUGGGUCCGAGUGAGAUGAAGAUGGAGAAGAAGCGUGUGCGUCCGGAGGUGGAGAGUAGGCCAUUGAAUCAGUUGAGUGUUUCUGUGGUGGAGAAUAGUCAGGGUGGGAUUGAGAGUUUGGGAAAAGAGAAAGAUGAGGUGGAUGUUGAUGAUUCUGGUGUGGGUGGGGUGAAAAGGAAGCGUGUUCAUCCAGAGGUAGAGAGUAGGCCGUUGAAUCAGUUGAGUGUAUCUGUGGUGGAGUAUAGUGAGGGUGGGAUUGAGAAUGUGGGGAAAGAGAAGAGAACUCUGAAGGCAAAUCAGUUUUAUCGGAACAGUGAGUUUCUUCUAGGUAAAGAUAAGAUUCCGUCGGUGGAUAAGAAGUCCAAGGUUAGUGGGAAGAAACAAGGUGGGGGCGGUAAAGAUAAUAUUUUGUCGGUGGCUAAGAAGUCGGAAGGGAGUGGGAAGAAGCAAUUUGGGGGUGAUAAAAAUAACAUCCCGUCAGUAACUAAGAUGUCGAAAGAGAGUGGGAAGAAACAAGGUGGGGGUGAUGAGGGGUCUGGAUUGAGAGAUGUUAAGAGUCGGGUUCUUCAGACUUGUAAAGGAUUGCUUCAGAAGUUGAUGAACCAUAAACAUGGGUGGGUGUUUAAUGUACCUGUUGAUGCGGAAGCUCUUGGUCUGCAUGAUUAUUUUGACAUUAUUAAAACGCCGAUGGAUUUGGGUACUGUGAAGUCCAGGAUUAACAACAACUUUUACCAAUCGCCCAUGGAAUUUAUGGUGGACGUUCGACUCACGUUUCAGAAUGCUAUGACCUAUAAUCCUAAAGGGCAGGAUGUUUAUGUCAUGGCUGAGCAACUGUUACAGUUAUUCGAGGGAAAAUGGGCUGUUAUCGAGGCUAAUUAUGAGCGACAGUUGCAGCUUGUUGUGGAACGUGAAGCUACUUUAACUACACCUACACCUACACCUACACCUAAGAAGGCUGAUACGCCACAACAGCCACCAGUUGAAACAGAAAGGUCUAUGGAGAAGUCAGGAUCCUUUACUCCCUCCGAUCUCAACACAAAACUGGUGAAUCUUGGUCAUCGAAGAAGGCCUGCUGCUCCAAAGAAGCCUAAGGCUAGAGAUCCCAAUAAAAGGGAAAUGACUUAUGAAGAGAAACAGGAACUCAGCUCAAAUUUGCAAAGUCUACCAGCUGAGAAGCUAGAGAGUGUGGUCGAUAUCAUUAAGAAGAGGAACCCGUCUCUUUGUCAACAUGAUGAUGAGAUAGAAGUGGAUAUUGAUGGUUUUGAUGCUGAAACACUCUGGGACCUGGACCGAUUUUUCAUCAACUACAAAAAGCAUUUGAGCAAAAACAAAAAAAAUGCUGAACUUGCUACCAAAGCAAAGCCUGCUGAAGGGCGGAGUGACCACAAGAAGAUUCCAUCCCCAGUCGUGGACCUUGUGGAGGAAUCUGCAAAAGAAACCAAGAAAGAUAAAGAGGCUAAUCAGACCAAAAGCAGAAGUGAAGCAAGUAAAUCAAGCGGCUCUGGCAGUAAUUCUUCCUCAACUUCUACUGACUCUGGUAGCAGCCAUUCAUCUGGGUAGGAUCUGAUGAAGAGCUAACACCUAGGACUUACAUGCACUUGUUUCAGGUCUUAAAAAAAUAUAUGAUAGAUCACAUCAGAAGUUAGAAUAGUCCUGGGAAGCUAUGAUUUGGGUCUUGGCAGAAGUUAGAAUAGGCCUGUGAGAUGGUUGUGCAUUUUCAUGUGUUGUGAGAAAGGAAUGUUGUAACUUCUGUAGCCGGGCACAAAGUGAAAAUAGUUUCUAUUGGUCAUGUGUCUUCUUUUAUCUCCCGAAGAACAGCUUUUGUGACUGUAGAUUUGCACAAAAAAUAGUUUCAUUGGUUUUGUGUCUUUCUUUAUCCAAAGAUAACAGCUUUUGUACUUGUAGAUUUGUAGAUUUGCGUGUUACCGCUAGAUUAUGGUAAUUAAAUUUGGUGGAUUUGGUAGUUUAAACCCUGUAAUUUGCUAUCUGCCGUCAGUUGAUGAAAUAGUUUUUUCGUGCUGGGGGACAGCUAAUUCUGGCCGUAUGCACAUCCUUCCUAAUUA
Molecule: messenger RNA, 2750 nt
Organism: Daucus carota subsp. sativus
Lineage: Eukaryota; Viridiplantae; Streptophyta; Magnoliopsida; Apiales; Apiaceae
Product: transcription factor GTE4
Exons: 6
Coding region: 370-2247 (625 amino acids)
Molecular function (GO): protein binding
Source: RefSeq, a predicted model, not a curated record